UAACAAAACAUUAACUCGAGAAAAAUUUAUUUAGACUUACAAUCACUAGGAAUUGAAGAAAAAUUGAUAGUGCUUCUGUAAACUAAUAGAUUGAUAUAACGAUAAGAAUUCAGAAUAUGAUAAAUGCUGUGCAAUUGUGCAUAUGGACACGGGGUGGCGCUGCAGGAUAAGAGUGAAGAAUUGCUAAACAAAUACCCAGCUCGCCAUUAUGCUGGCAAUCAGAAUUCUGAAUGCUCCCUGAAAGAAGGAAGCAUUUUGGAUGGCAUCUAGGGAAGGGAUCUUUAGGGAAGGCACAGUUUUAAGUGCAAGUCAGUCGGCCAGACUUAUUACACAGUCAACUACCAAAUCAUCUGGGUGGAUUGUACAGUGAGGUGGAGAAACUGCAUCUUCUGGACCGGGUCUGAACAAUGGAGACUGCCCCAGCAAGAACGCUGCACAAAAGGCAAGUUGCUUUUCUUGUUAUGCUGUUGUUUGUGUGGGAGGCUGGCUCUGAGGCGAUUAGGUAUUCGAUGCCAGAAGAGACAGAAAGUGGCUACCUGGUGGCCAACCUGGCAGAAGAUCUGGAGCUCAGGGUGGGGGAGCUGGCCACUCGAGGCGCGCGAAUCCAUUACAGAGGAACCAGGCAGCUCUUGCAGCUUGAUGUACAGACUGGCAAUUUGCUUCUGUGUGAAAAGCUAGACCGGGAGGGGCUGUGCGGGGCGACAGAACCCUGUGUGGUGCAUUUCCAACUGUUACUGGAAAACCCCGUGCAGUUUUUUCAAGUCGAUCUGCAACUCACAGACAUAAACGACCAUUCUCCAGAGUUCUUAGAGAGAGAAACACUCCUUAAAAUCCCAGAGAGUGUCCAGCCAGGGACCGUGUUUCCUCUGAAAAUAGCCCAGGACUUUGACAUAGGGAGCAACACUGUUCAGAACUACACGGUCAGCCCCAACUCCCAUUUUCAUGUGGUGACUCACAACCGCGGGGAUGGCAGGAGAUAUCCAGAGCUGGUGCUGGAUAAAGCUCUGGACAGGGAGGAUCAGCCCGAGCUUAGUUUAAUCCUCACAGCUCUGGAUGAUGGGGACCCGCCCAGGUCGGGGACCACGACAGUACGCGUUGAAGUCGUGGACAUCAAUGAUAACGCCCCUGAAUUUUCACAGUCGCUCUAUGAAGCACAGGUUCCUGAGAACAGUGCGCUCAGUUCUGUUGUUGUCACUGUCUCUGCCCGAGAUUUAGAUGCAGGAACAUAUGGGAGUAUUGUUUACACUCUAUUCCAAGGCAGUGCUGUUACAGAACCCUUUGUAAUAGACGAAAGAACAGGAGAAAUUUAUCUGAGACAAGAAUUAGAUUUUGAGAUAACUAGAUAUUAUACGGUCGAAAUUUCAGCUACAGAUGGUGGUGGCCUUUCAGGAAAAUGCACUGUAGCAAUAGAGGUGUUGGAUGUGAAUGACAAUGAUCCCGAAUUGACCAUGUUAAAGUUUAACAGCUCUAUCCCAGAAAACUCCCCAGAGACAGUAGUUGCUGUUUUCAGUGUUUCUGAUUCAGAUUCUGGGGACAAUGGAAAGAUGAUUUGCUCCAUUCAGAACAAUCUCCCUUUCCUUUUAAAACACACUUUCAAAAAUUUUUACACCUUGGUGACCGAAAGCCCAUUGGAUAGAGAGACCAGGGCCCAGUACAACAUCACCAUCACCGUCACCGACCUGGGGACGCCCAGGCUCAAAACCCAGCACACCAUCACCGUGCUGGUCUCCGACGUCAACGACAACGCCCCCACCUUCACCCAAAGCUCCUACACCCUCUCGGUGCCCGAGAACAACAGCCCCGCCCUGCACAUCGGCAGCGUCAGCGCCACAGACUCAGACUCGGGCACCAACGCCCAGCUCACCUACUCGCUGCUGCCGCCGCCCCACGACCCGCUCCCGGGCCUCGCCUCGCUCGUGUCCAUCAACGCCGACACCGGCCAGCUGUUCGCGCUGCGGGCGCUGGACUACGAGGCCCUGCGCGCCUUCGAGUUCCGCGUGCGCGCCACCGACCGCGGCGCGCCCCCGCUCAGCGGCCAGGCGCGCGUGCGCGUGCGCGUGCUGGACGCCAACGACAACGCGCCCUUCGUGCUGCACCCGCUGCAGAACGCGUCCGCGCCCUGCACCGAGCUGCUGCCCCGCGCCGCCCAGCCCGGAUACCUGCUCACCAAGGUGGUGGCGGUGGACGCCGACGCGGGCCAGAACGCCUGGCUGUCCUUCCAGCUGCUGCAGGCCAGCGAGCCCGGGCUGUUCAGCGUGUGGGCGCACAGCGGCGAGGUGCGCACCGCCAGGCCGCCGGGCGAGCGCGACGCGCCCAGGCAGCGGCUGCUCGUGCUGGUCAGGGACAACGGCCAGCCGCCGCUGUCGGCCAGCGUCACGCUGCACGUGCUGCUGGUGGACGGCUUCUCGCAGCCGCACCUGCCUGGGCCCGAGGCGGCGGCCGAGCGCGCGCAGGCCGACCCGCUCACCGGCCCCCUGGUGGUGGCGCUGGCCUCGGUGUCGUCGCUCUUCCUGUUCUGGCUGCUGCUCUUCGUGGCGCUGAGGCUGUGCGGGAGGAGCGGGCGGGCCGCGCUGCCUGGCUGCCCUGCGCCCGAGGGCCCCUUUCCGGGCCAGCUGCUGGACGUCAGCGGGGCGGGCACGCUGGCCCACAGCUACCAGUAUGAGGUGUGUCUCACUGGAGACUCUGGGACUGGUGAGUUCAAAUUCCUGAAGCCUCUUUUCCCCAACCUCCCACCCCAGAGUGCUGGGGCAGAAACAGAAGGAAAUAUUGCUGUCCGGAACAGUUUUGGGUUCCCUUAGAGAUCUGAUUGUGAUGCUGUGUUUUCUGCAUCUGAGUGUUGAGGAGAAAAAUUUCACCUUCAGAUAUAGCUUUGAUUUUCUCUUUGCAAUCGAUGUGUGCGUUGAAUUUUGACACAAUUUACAAAAAUUCUUUUUGCUUUUUUGAAGGUUGUCUGUAGCGCCUUAGAUAGAACUUAGAGUAUUUGCAUUUAUCACUGAACUGUUCUCGAGGCUCAGUCCUGCUUUGCUGUUUUCACACUGCCAUCCCAAACCCAUGCGUGCUGCAGGUUUUCCCAAAGGUUUUGAUGUUCUCAUUGGUAUUUCUUGCGAUAAGCCAUCUUAAUAAUAACAACAAACGUUAUUUUCUUUUUGUACCUAAUCCUACCCAUUUUGUUCCUUCAUUUUCAAGUAUUUGAUGCUGAAUUGAAAAUACAAAAACGUUUUAUGGCAUUUUUUUCAUUUUAAUUAUUUCUGCUUUGGUCCGUGAGGGCCACUUUCUGGGCCACCUGGUGGAUGUGAGUGGCCAGAUCUUUUCUCAGAAUUAUCAUUAUGAAGUUUACCUGGCAGAAAGCUCUGUGACUCGGGACUUCCAAGUUUUUCGACCAAUACUCCUAAAUUUGGGUGAAGGAUGUGAUGGGAACACUGACAAGAUGGCAACUUUAGGUACCAUUUGGAGUUCAAUUAGGAAUGCACUUUUGAUGACAUGAUAAAAUUGUGACUUUCAUUAAUUAUCUAUAAAUUCCCAAUCCUUUCAUUCACAUAAAGAGAUAACAUGCUCACAAGUGGCAACUAACGUCAUAUUUAUUAACUAUUUCAACCAAUUGAACCAUUUUCAUCUUUAACAUUGUAUUAGGCAUCUCACAUAGCAUGUGCAUACAAUGGCAGAAAUACUGCUUAUUUCUCAAUGUAGGUUGGUUUUUGGUUUUUUGUUUGUUUAUUUGUUUUUUCCUUUUGGUCAAAUUUUGAAAAUCACAGAUACUUUGAGAUUCCUGAUAUUUGAGCUUGUUCACUGAUGUUUUGUUUUAAUUAAGAGAAUUUCCUUCAAACAUUCUAAUUACUAGCAUGACUGUAUUGUAAAAAAUGGCUUUUCAGUUUUAAAAAUAAUUCUUUUAUGCAAAAAAAUUUGGGAGCUUUAUAAAUUGUUGGGUUUUGGGGAGUUGUUUGAAAAAUUGGAUUGCUUUCCUCAAAUAAACCAGUAUUUUAUCUGA
Molecule: messenger RNA, 3985 nt
Organism: Cavia porcellus (domestic guinea pig)
Lineage: Eukaryota; Metazoa; Chordata; Mammalia; Rodentia; Caviidae
Product: protocadherin beta-5-like
Exons: 1
Coding region: 408-2798 (796 amino acids)
Biological process (GO): homophilic cell-cell adhesion
Cellular component (GO): plasma membrane
Molecular function (GO): calcium ion binding
Source: RefSeq, a predicted model, not a curated record